AUGCGGACGUACGGAACCCCGAGAGGCUGCCGAGUCCGCGCGACUGCGGGAGGGGGGCGUUCCUGUUCCUUUGCAAGUAGCAAUCUUUAUCCUGCUCAGAAUGACCAAUCCUUAGCUAAUAUCACCACAUCCAGAAGACCUCACCAUGAUGGCGAAAGGUCUGGACCAAGUUUCAGGAAAGAUAGCUGUACAUACAGCCUUCUCUGUACUUUCCCAAAAGGAACAGAAAAAGAACAAGUCCCCGUGGGCACAGAAGGCAGAGAGCCAAAGCAUGACUCAGUUGAUGGAUCAAUUUCAUUUGAGGAUGUGACUGUGAACUUCACUCAGGAGGAGUGGGGUCAGCUGGACCCUGAUCAGAGGACCUUGUGCAGGGAUGUGAUGCUGGAGAACUACAGAAUCCUCAUCUCACUGGGGCAUUGCAUUACCAAACCAGAGGAGAUCUUCAAGUUAGAGCAAGAAGCACCAUGGAUAUUAGAGGAAGAAUUUACAAGCCAUUGUUACCCAGAUGAAUUGAAAGUUGAUGGCAUGAUAAAGAGCAAAGAAAACCAAGACAGACAUUUAUGGCAGGCUGCAUUUAUCAAUAACAAAAAAGUAGUUACUGCGAAAGAGAAUAAAAAUGCCAGUAAAUAUAACCUAGGUGGAAUCAGUUUAGAAAAUAUAUCAGAGUUAACCAAUAAUAAUAGAAACUAUUCAGGAAAGAAAUCUGAUGAUACCAAUGGGUGUGAGAAAUUGAUUCCUGAAAUUAAUCAUGAGAAAACUCAUACUGGAGAGAAACUUAAUGAAUUUAAUAAAAAUGAGAGCACUUGCUAUCAUAAUGAGGAUUUUAUUCAGCAACAGGAGAGUCACAGUGUGGAGUAA
Eubalaena glacialis (North Atlantic right whale) is the source of this 858-nucleotide messenger RNA. Its product is annotated as zinc finger protein 33B-like. Gene Ontology annotation, biological process: regulation of DNA-templated transcription. The transcript has 8 exons. The record is from RefSeq and is a predicted model, not a curated record. Lineage: Eukaryota; Metazoa; Chordata; Mammalia; Artiodactyla; Balaenidae. Bases 1 to 858 code for a protein of 285 amino acids.